AGAGAAGGAAGGACUGAUUCUCAUUGCCAAACAAACAAGAAGGCUACCUUUACUGCAUAUCUCGCUAACCUCUGCUCUGAUCUGAAUUCACACAAAUAUACUAGCAGUAGCAGAAGCUGAUCGAAUACGCCUCAGAGAGUUGGAAUCAAGUCUCCGUUUCUCAAGCUGCUCUUAAUCUACCACCAAGGCACGCGGUGGUGACAAAACUUCAUCCGAUGGGUUAGAUUGAGAACACGCAAGUAAUUAUGCCUUCUUUGGUUAAAGAAAGAAUGCUGACAGAGCAAAACAUAUCUAUCCUCCUGCAUAUCUCUCUCAUCUGAAGUCACGGCACGUCAAAUAGUUCAAAUCGAGUCUCUGUUUCUCAAGCUGCUCCUCCUGUCUGCUGUCAAGGCAGUGGUUACAGAACUUCACCCGAUGGGUUAGAUUGGUUCAUCUGCUGCUGCUUUUCUUCUUGGUCUUGGUAGAGAACAUCAUGACUCCUCCCACACGGUUUACCAAUGCCAUAGAUGUGGAUGGCGCCAGAGAAGCGAUAUUCCGAAUUCUUCGUAACAAGGGAGAAGAAAGGGUCAUCUAUUUUCAUGGUUGGAGUGGACUUGGGGCAUCUACCGUUCUUAGAUCCAUAGCAGAAGUUAUCCCUUCUAAGAGAACCACUCCGGAACUAUGCUUUGAUAAAAUAAUUCAUAUAGAUUGCUCUGAGUGGAAAGGUAGGAGGGCGUUGCAGAGGGCAAUUGCAGAGGAGCUACACCUUGGCAGCUCAGUAAUGGAUGUACUGGAUAAGCAGGAUGGAGAUGAUGAUUUUAAUGGAGUUGAUAAAAUUUCAAGGGAUGAAAUAACAAUUGUGUCAGAAGAGAUCUAUCACAUUAUGAAGGACAGUAGAUUUAUUCUUAUUUUCCAUUCCGGGGUUGAUGAUGAGAUCGAUCUAUAUCCCCUUGGUAUUCCUUCAUUUGGCAAGUUCACAAAGAACAUAAUGAUAUGGACAUACAAAAGGAGGAUAUUGACCAUAACAGAAUACGAACAACAUAAACUAAUACAAAAACUGAGGUACACCCAUCUUUUGGCUUAUGAUAGAGAAAAAUAUUUAACAAGUGGACAGUUGUAUGCACUAUUGUGUAAAGAGGCUGCCCUCAUAGCUGCUCACUAUCAAUGCUUGUGGGGAGUCAGUCCAAUGAAGGUUGUUGACUGUUAUGUUUACACACUAUUCCUGCAACGUAGUUUUCACAACAAGACCAAUUCUGAUUGGGUUGGUGUUGCUUCCAAUUGUUGGAUAUGUGAUGGGAUACUGCAGAAAGACAUAACAUUGGAGAUACGUGACGUGUUGCACCGAGAGAUAAGCUGGGAGUGUGAUGAUAAUGUGCUCGCAAAGUUCAAGAAAGAUUUCAAGCUUCCUUUCCUGGUUGUUAAAGAAGAUGGUGUGUAUGAAGAAGGACAAUACCGUUGGAUUUCAACCAGGUCAAGUGAUAGGGAAAUACAUGCUAUGAAAUCUUUACCUGAAGAGACAUCGUCAUUCUUCUUGGAAUUUGUAAUGUCCGAUAAGCCAGUAGCAUUACCAGAUGGUUUGUUUGAACAUUCCAACAACCUUGGUGUGCUAUCCCUCUGUUGUUGUGCCUUCAAUUUUGCAUCACCUCCUUUCUUGAAAUGCCAUGGCCUACGAUUCCUUGGGCUGGACAAUUGUACAGAUGACAAAACAGGUGAAGGAAAGGAUUAUGCCGGGUGGGUUUCUCUGCAUAGCUUGUGGGUGUUGGACCUACGCUACACUGUGUGGAAUGAAAUCUUAUCGCAGGAAAAGUUGGAUCUAAUGGAUAACCUCGUGGAGCUUAGCAUGGAGGGAGUCUGGUGUUGGCAGUACAUAAGUUGCUUACAAGGCCGGCUACCGAAUCUUCAAAGGCUCAGGAUAAUCAAGCCUACACGUGGACCCGAUAUUUCAACAGAUCCAAGCAACUCCUUCAUGGACAAAGCAAAGCUAGAAAUACUUGACCUGUCUGGCAACAGUGAGAUGAACAUUGUACCAAACAGCCUAUCUAAGGCAAGUAGGCUCGAAGUGCUUAUUCUGGAUGGUUGCAAUGAGCUUAAAGAUGUUGUUGUCCCUGAUGGGCUACCUCGCUUGCUGAAGUCCUUCAGCUUUGAUGGAUAUGGGUCUGUUUCCUGCCGGGCACCAACUGUUGAGCUACCUUCGAAACAAGAACGUCCAUCUACCCCAACAACAAAGGAGGGUGCCAGUAUCUCUAAGAUUUCCCUCGAAGGUUGCUCACAAUUGGAGAAUUUGUUUGUUCGUGGAUUGGACAAUCUCGUUGAGCUUGACCUCUCCGGAGCUGCAAUCAAGACACUUAAUUUCAAUACUAUGGUGUUAGAAGUACCAAUGUUGAAGCGAUUAUUUCUGCUAGGAUGUGAGCACCUUCGGGCAAUAAUUUGGAGCAGCCUUACUGAUAGCUUCAAGUUGGAAUUGUUAUGCAUUGAUACGCGAGCUGGAACUGGCCGUUCUCGGCCAUGCAUUGACCGGAACAAUUCCUUUCAGUUGGAGGUGCACGCCAUUGUUGUGGAUGCAAGGCUUGCUCGGUCAGUGUGGCAACUAUUAUGUAAUCAUUAUGCAGCUGCUGAGAAUGUUUAUCUUAAUAUCCAUGUCACCUCUGCUGUGUAUAGUGAGCUGAGUCAAUCCAAAGUGAAAGAAAAGGAGAAGAAGAUUGACAUGUAUGGAGAUCAAGUUAGCCUGCUGCAGCUUGUUCAAGCAGACCGGUACAGUGAUGUCCAAAGCAUGGUUGGUGAUGCCCCUGCUGCAGCCUUUCCUAAGCCUCCGGCUAACAACCUGGAUCGGCAUAUCGAGAUUACUAAAGGGAGCCACGUCUUGGACAGUGGACUGGGAUAUGUGAUGACAAGGUUUGCUGAUUCCCUGCAUGUCCACGAUGUCUCAACUAGUGCUAGUUUGCCGACGGGAUACAGCCCGCAGGUUCUCAGGCAAUGCCGCAUGGAGAGGUGCCCCAAGUUGGGUGAAGUCUUCCCGAGGGGAUCACGUGAAUUUUGGCAGCUGGAGACCUUUUGGGCGUCAGAUCUCCUGAUGGCCAGCUGGAUAUGCAGUAAAGGUGGUUACCGUUACCACGGGUUCAAUGAUGGUUCGUUCGGAAAGCUGCAGCAUCUACGGUUGCGCUCUUGCCCCAGGCUCCAGUUCGUGCUCCCUGUGUGGUUCCGCUCCUUCCCAAGUUUGGAGACCCUCCACAUCAUCCACUGCGGAGACCUCAGGCACAUAUUCGUGCUAGACGAGAAAUAUUGGUACCCAGAUAUCAUCCAAGUUGUAGCAUUCCCAAGGCUGACAACCAUCCACCUGCACGACCUGCCAGUGCUGCAGCAGAUCUGCGAGGUGGAGAUGGUGGCACCAAAGCUCAAUACCAUCAAGAUUAGAGGAUGCUGGGGCCUGCGCCGGCUGCCGGUGGUGGGUGCCCGCAGCGGAGACAUGAAGAAGCCGACCGUCGAGAUCGAGAAAGACGUCUGGGACUCUCUGGAGUGGGACGAGGAGGUGGCCGCUGGCCACUUUGAGGCGCCGGUGCACUCACGCUACUACAAGAAGAAACUGCCAAGGGUCUCCGUGCUCAGGUGAUCCUUGCGCUGUGCUGCACUGAUGUGGUUCUUCCAUCCUUAAUGGGAGACCAGAUGGACGCUCGCUCCUGCAAGUCCUGCUGUCUGCUGCAUGUUUGGUUUAUUGUGUGCUUCCCGGGUUGCUUGAAAGAGAUUUGCUGGUGGUGUCGGUCAUUGGUCAAUCGGCUCCUACUGCUACUGUGUGUUGUUGUGUCAGGUGUGAGCUUGUGGUGGCGCUCACCUUUGUGGCUUUCAAAUAAGAAGCAGCAUGGUUCUUGGCUGCUUGCACUGACGUGUGUGCGCGCGGAAGUAUGGCUUGCGAUUGAGGAUGCCUGCUUGCUGCCUCUUGGCUGCAUGAGUAUGAACUUGGAGUGAUUGACUAAGCAGCAGCCCUGUGUGCCUGCGUGCAUCGAUGGGGCUGCCUGGUGUGGUUUGCGAGUGUGUUAAUCUGAACACAGAAGCAGCUGGUUCAGUGCAUUGGCUUGCAUUGGACCUGCUAUUAUCCGUGUCUGUUAUGCUUGUGGAAUAAACAGAUUGUAAUACUAGGAGAACGGAUUUCAGUU
Messenger RNA from Triticum aestivum (bread wheat), 4127 nucleotides. RefSeq lists its product as uncharacterized. The record is from RefSeq and is a predicted model, not a curated record. The coding region runs from base 473 to 3586 and encodes 1037 amino acids. The transcript is spliced from 5 exons. Gene Ontology annotation, molecular function: ADP binding. Lineage: Eukaryota; Viridiplantae; Streptophyta; Magnoliopsida; Poales; Poaceae.